Molecule: messenger RNA, 1675 nt
Organism: Anopheles cruzii
Lineage: Eukaryota; Metazoa; Arthropoda; Insecta; Diptera; Culicidae
Gene: Amnionless
Product: protein amnionless
Exons: 2
Coding region: 84-1556 (490 amino acids)
Biological process (GO): intracellular protein localization; receptor-mediated endocytosis
Cellular component (GO): endocytic vesicle; apical plasma membrane
Source: RefSeq, a predicted model, not a curated record
AAGGUGGCUGCUAGAUAAGAACUGGCUGGCCCUGCUUGUCCGUUUGACGCCCACCAAGUUUGCCAACGACCAGUCUCAUCAAAAUGAUCAAUAGGAAAGCAUCGUUACUGUCCGAAGUAGGAACUGUUGCGCUGUUGCUGUUGGCACAAUUAUUAAGCCUAAUGCGACCGACGGUUGGUACCAAAAUUUGGGUGCCAACCGUAGACAUUACGCACGGCAGCAACUGGAUAACGGGUCAAUUUCCGUCGCCUGGCCAUGCCAUCGUCUUCCCUGCCAAACUGAACGCCAUCAUUGCGUUGCCCUCCAGCGUGAUUAGCGUGUCCUCACUCGUGCUACCUCAACAAGGUGCCCUACUCUUUCCCGACCAUUCGUUUGUGCUCAGUGUGGUCUCUUUGAAGGCAACAGAAAUGUCGGUGUCAGUGUUUAGGGCUCCCGGCCGUUCGCCGUACUAUUCGGGCAGAAACUGGGCCACAUACGACGAGAGCGUUGGUUUCCAGGAACCGCCGAGAUUGAACGAAGCCGUGCCUCAUGUUGAACGGGUUCCUUGCCAAUACGAAAGGGCUCUGUUCCCGAUGGAACCUUUGGGUGCACGGACACCGCAGCCGAUCGACAUGCAGUACCACGAAUCGAUAGAAGUGGGCAGCAUCCAGAUAGGGACGGGUUCAGCCGGAGGAUUCAACAUCUUUCAGACCUUCCUCAGGUCGGAGUUGGGUCAGUAUCUGUUCUACAACGCGGAUGAUACGAUCGCCCAGCCGGGAAAGUGUCCGAAUGCGGAAAAGUGUCCCUGCCAGGAAGAACAUCAGAUGGACGCAAUUUGCUCAAACGAACGUCCAUGCUCGAUUCCGCACUGCCUACAUCCGAUUCAACCGACGGGCCAUUGCUGCCCGUUGUGCGGGAGUCUUUUCAAGAUGGACAUAGCGACGUUUCGAGGUACGUUUGAUCUUCGAUCGUUCAGCGAUAAGCUGCGUCGCAAGAUUUCUUCCGGCGAGGUGGACGAUGCAGAAAUAGAUUAUCACGUGGGAAUAGACCGAACCGGAGGUGCAAACAUCGUGCAGGUGGUGAUCGUCGACCGCGGUGAAUACCGCGAAAAGAGCCGCCAAAUGAUGAACAGUUUGCAGCCGUUCUUUGACAAACAAUUUUCCUUCGGAUACCAGAUACUGCACUCCGGACAACCCCAUACCUCGCUUGACGGUGGCCAAGUGUUUGGGUUUGUCAUCGUGACCCUUCUGGCCACAACUAUGUUCUUCACUAUCCUUUACGUGUAUUACUACGACGAAGGACUAGCUCCGAGGCUUCGGGCAGUGGUACGCAAUCAGAACUGUUUUGCGACGCCGUUCGUCUUCGCUCGCUUUGACCCCAACAGUGAAGCGGAUGGACUUUCGGUAGAUGUGAACUUUACUCCACCGGGACGGACCCCAUCAUCACCGGAGAGUGCGUCGACGAUCACCGAUGGACUGUUGAAUGCCACGUCGUUCGAUAACCCAAUGUACGGGAGUGGGACCAAAGAAGAACCUCUUGCGGAAGCUUUUGAUGAUGUAGAGUUGCAUGUUAAAUAGUGAAGCUUCAUUACCUUUCCACGCACAUCGCCAAUAAUAUCGUGUUUAUCUCGCAAACGCUCCAAUCCUUUCAACAUGUACGUUCCCACUUCCAGCGAGUUCUUCUGCAGGGCUUCCUC